UUUCGCGAGAUGUUGGUGUCGCAAUGCGGGAUUGUGGUGCAUGCAUUUAGCCCGUUGAACAGCUCCGUACAGAGUGUGGGUUCUCGACAUCAAGAGACUCGGGUCAAACGAGUCGUUUGGAUAUCGUCCUUGCCUGGCUUCUGAUGCGGACGGGAUCGACUGCCCUUCUCGAGCCAGCCUUCUCGAUCGGCAGGAAUUUGUCGCACAGCUUGGCCGAGCCAUUUCCACCAGGAGGGAGCUGUCGAUUCCGACCAUCGAUCGUGCUGGAUUGGUUGUGCGAGUGCCUGUAGCGAUGAGGGCCAGCUUGGGCUGGAACGGAUCGACCGCAAGGCCGACGCAGACGCAGCCGCCGACGCAAUUGAUUCGAGGGAGCAUCGUCACCAUACAACUCCAAUCACAGCCCGACCGACCCCAUUAUUGCACAUCGACACAAAGCCAUCGGUGCCCCAAGAGGGAGAAUGCUGUUGCUCGCCGUCAUCCCUCGGACGAAGCACAAAUUGUGCCCUUGCAUCUGUUCUGCGUCUCGGUUCGACCACAGACGACCGUUCUCGGCGUCCUCCGUAUCAAAGACUUCCCACACCCGGCCCUCGUCGCUACUCCGGCCAGGGCGUUUUGCACUUGUUUCUCUCUGGACUCGUUUGUCUGCUCAGUUUCCCCUCCUCUUACCACGAAGGACACUCAUCAGUUCCCGCGCUUGGUGUUGUCGACCUUUGAUUGCCUUGAGCAACUAGCAGCUCGCGCCGGAUUUCCCUCCCUCCAGCCCGGACGCAGAGUACAACUGCCCAUCGGUGCGCUUCUGCGAGUUGAGUUCUAUCGGAACCCCGUUUAUAGUGCCCCACACUCCCUCUACAGCAGCACUCUGUCGAGUCUGAAUAUCGAGCCGAGUGUCGGUGCUCCAUUUGCUGCCGUAGCAUCGCCAUCGCCAUCAGAGGGUUCCUGAGCUCAAAUCACAGUGCAGGAUGGAGGGUGCCGUCCAAAUCAGCGUCACCACAACCGACGGCAAUCCUACAUCUGCGUCCGGCAGCAACACAGUGAUAACACCCACAGCGCCCCAUAAUGCAUCCGAGCCGUCGUCCUCCGCUCCGCCCUCGCCAACUAAGAGUAGUUCCGUCGACAAUACCUCGAGCGACUCUGAGCUGAAGGCGGCAGAGCAACCCCAGAAUGCCGAACCCGAGUUGUUUUUGGACCGAUACCUGAUCCACAAGGUCGUUGGCGAAGGCAGCUACGGAAAGGUCAAGCUGGCAUACGAUACGGUCACGAUGGAAAAGGUAUGCUUGC
Messenger RNA from Polychytrium aggregatum, 1278 nucleotides. RefSeq lists its product as uncharacterized. The coding region runs from base 293 to 940 and encodes 215 amino acids. NCBI's taxonomy places the organism in Eukaryota, Fungi, Chytridiomycota, Chytridiomycetes, Polychytriales. The transcript has a single exon. The record is from RefSeq and is a predicted model, not a curated record.